Molecule: messenger RNA, 3060 nt
Organism: Ornithodoros turicata
Lineage: Eukaryota; Metazoa; Arthropoda; Arachnida; Ixodida; Argasidae
Exons: 20
Coding region: 158-2242 (694 amino acids)
Source: RefSeq, a predicted model, not a curated record
GAUCCCAUAAUAUAUGUAUAUCGUUCUGACUCUUGCUACCACCCGUCCUUCUGUCCUUGCAUGCCUGCACGUGUGAUAUACAAUUACACUUCAGAGACAGCGGUAUAUACAACAAAUCGGGCACAUCGCGUAAGAACGUCCACCCUGUGGAGCCACGAUGCGCAAUCUCGUCCCAGUCGUCGGCAGGCGAGGACAUUGGGACACAUCGAGAAGCACACUGCUCGGUGGGCGACAGCGUGCAUCGCGGGCUAGGAGUAUGUCGGGCAUGUGGUUUGUCGUCUGCAUUCCCAAGGAAGAUACGGUGCCUUCUGCAAAUAAAAAGGAUGACGGAUCGCCGCCCGCAAAAGUUGCGAAGAAAAACAACAACGAGCUCAACAGCAGAAACAUCAACGGAGACCUGAGACGUCGGGAGGCUGAGAAGAAUGCAUUGAAUGAUGCGGUGGAAUCCCCCAUGAAACAGGUGCUACAGGACUUGUUAGCACAACUGGGCAUUGAAGAUGCAGUUUGGAACGCAGGACCGACAGACAAGUAUUACCAGGUAUGCUUUCCGUGCGAAGCCGGCGACGAAACAGACGACGUUUUGCGCGCUCUCUCCGCUAGGGGCAUCGGCGUCGAGCAAAACUCCACUGUUGGGGUGGUGCCAUGUGCAGUUUUUUAUCGGGAUUAUAAAGACGAAGGUUUCUGCGAUGAUGCCAUCAGCACUAUCGAGGAAGAAAAGAAGAUAUCUGGCUUCAAGGCUGCCCACCAGAGGUUCCUCAAAUCAGUUAGAGCUAGGUUGACGGUCGCUCAAGUCGUAGAAGGAGUCCGUGCUCAGGGUGAUCUCAAUUUCGACUACGUGGCAUUUAUUCUUUUGGCUGGGAUGAUCGCCGCGUUAGGCCUAAUGGAUAACAGCGUGGUAUCCAUUAUCGCUGCCAUGUUGGUCUCCCCGCUCAUGGGUCCCAUUAUGGCGAUAACGUUCGGUAUCAGGAUUCGGGAUCGCUCCCUUAUCAAGGUCGGGCUGAGGACCGAGCUCCUCGGAUUGUUUCUCUGCUUAACUUUCGGCUUCUUCUUCGGUAUCAUCAUGUCCUACUGGGGUGACAUCGAAGGAAAAGGAGGAUGGAGUCCGAACACGUGGCCCAACUCUGAACAGACUGCUCGAGGCCAGUGGCGCAGUUUGUGGGUCGGUGGCUUGGUGGCACUGCCAUCGGGCGCUGGCGUCGCUAUGGCCAUUUUGGGCGGCAACUCUGCCUGUCUCGUUGGAGUGGCCAUCUCGGCGUCCCUCUUGCCUCCUUCAAUCAACUGCGGCACCCUGUGGUCGCUUUCUCUGAUGAAGGUGUUCAAGUCACUAAGUCAGGACCCAGUAAACGUGACAGUGCCGAUACCAGGGACCAGCCUGACCAAAGUAGUGACAACGUAUCCAGCUUUUAUCGCGCAUUCCGACUUCAACGCUUACUACUUCGACAACGCUAACAUGCACAAGGAGUGCGCCGUCAUGGCUAUCAACUCCUUUGGCCUCACUGUUGUGAAUAUACUGUGUAUUAUCAUCGCCGGUACUGUCUUCCUCAAGAUCAAGGAAAUUGCUCCUGAGGCAAGCAUGCCGAGAACACAUAGGUUCUGGAAGAACGACAUAAAGGUUGCCAGAGACUACAACCGCACUUUUAAUGAUGACGAUGACCUUGGUCACAGGUUCCUGGAGGAGUGGGCAAGCAUCACCGGAGUAGACCCCAAGGUGAUGUCGUCAAGCGACCCCGAGUCUAGGUUGACCCAACUGCAUACGUUACAAGAUAUCUUACAGGAUGCAGAAGCCGACGAUGUCUACCAAACUGUCUCCAGGCAGGUCGCUAACCAGCCAGCGGUGAGCCUCGCACGGCGUCUGACCAUGGGUAACAUACAGCCCCUAACUACUGGCAGUCGGUCUGGCAGCACCGACUACACUUCCAGCCCAAUGGGUUCCUGGGACCCAGAAGCAGGUCAUCGUGCAGCAGCCCAGCGAAGGCCCAGCCACUUUGUCACUUCCGUACUUCACAAUUUUGAACGCCGGCCUUCAAAGUUCCACUACGCAUAUGACAACCCAGAUGGGCCAACCCUAGCGCAGGAGUUGUCCCCCAUGCCUGUCAACCUCCAAGCGCGACGACGGUCUCUGUACCGGUUCUCCGUGUCACCCGUGUCGGAGGAAGACUCCAGGUCCAGGCGACCAAGUCGCAUAUCGAGACAGGGUGGCCACCCUCCUGUCUUAGAAGAAGAAGAGUUCUCCAGGUUUUGAAGACUUCUCUCCUUGCGGAGUCAACAAAGGUGAAGACGCCAUUCGCGUCCAGGAUGUGAUGAACCGGUUGGGGUGGGCAACACUGUGUCAUUUGGUCAUAAGGACGUUGCAUGGUGCUUACGUUUUACGGCAAUAUGUCCGAGGGUCUCUCGCUCAAGCAUGGGCUGACAUGUCUGAUGGUCUCUUUUUUUUUUCUUUCUUUUUUUCCUUUUUUUUUUCUUUUUUCUUUUUUUCUUUUUUUUUUCUUUUUGCUGAGGAGAUCCAUGUCACCUGCAAAUAAUUGCUCGCGAGAUGUAGUCAGCAGUGCCAGGUGGCUACCGUAAGUUUUAUGGAAAUGCACAUUUUGUCUGCUCUGAUGUAGAUGAAGUCGUAGUGGUUUUUACGUUAUGCCUGAAGGAUCUAAAAAGACCUUCCAGAUUGAUAAUUUAACCUUUAUGACAGCUACCCACCAGCUAUAAUUUAUGAGGGCCCGUAUUAUACUUGUCACAUACGUGUACGCGGAGCAGCAGUUGUCACAAACUUUUCACACUCAGCUGCUAUCCACAAAGUGUACAUAGUUCUCCGCAUCGUGUACAUAGGAUUCGUUUUUUCGUUGUAAAUAUAGACUGGGCUUGUGACGUGAGCUCGAUUUUUUUUUUCUCACGUUCUUACCUCUUUUUUGAAUAGCAAGGCAAAUGGUUUUAUAGCGAUUUGAUGUUGGACGAUACGAGAGAGUAGGAAAUAUACUGAUUAGUUUUUUUUAAAGCAUGCCAUCAACGGAUGUUUCGUGUGCUUUCUGUUUUGUCUGUUUGCAGAAAUAAAGUUCUGUGAACGCAAGC